Molecule: messenger RNA, 879 nt
Organism: Spinacia oleracea (spinach)
Lineage: Eukaryota; Viridiplantae; Streptophyta; Magnoliopsida; Caryophyllales; Amaranthaceae
Product: remorin 1.4
Exons: 5
Coding region: 124-693 (189 amino acids)
Source: RefSeq, a predicted model, not a curated record
AGCAAACAUUUUUCUUACAAAAAAAAAACAACCUGUCAUUUUAAUGUGUAGUUUAUAAGAAAGAUUAAUCACAAAGAGACCUCAAUUUAACUUGUUUAGACACAGAAGAAGAAAUAAAAUAAAAUGACAGAAAAAGAGACCAAAAAAAUUGUAGAAAGCAAAUCAACGGAUGGUGAUGCACCAUCAUCAUCAUCCACCAUCAUCAAGGAGAUAUCAACGGCUGUUACUCCACCACCGGCGCCGGCAACUCCUAAGGCUACCGUUGCCGUCGUUGAAAUUGAAGAGGCUGAAAUUCAGAGGAUUAAGCAAUCAGUUGACAGGGAUGUUGCAUUGGCACAUGUUGAGCAGGAAAAGAGGUUGUCUUUUAUCAAGGCUUGGGAAGAAAGUGAAGAAACUAAAGCAGUCAACAAGGCUGAGAAGCUGAUGUCUGCUCUGAACGCAUGGGAGAACAGAAAGAAAGCAUCCAUAGACGCUAAACUCAAGUAUAUCGAGGAAGAGCUGGAAAAGAAGAAGGCUGAAUAUGCAGAAAAGAUGAAGAACAUGGUAGCUCUAGUCCACAAGCAAACAGAAGAGAAGAGAGCAAUAGUUCAAGCAAAAAAAGGAGAAGAUAUCCUCAUGAUCAAGGACAAGGCUGCUAAAUACCGAGCCACUGGAUAUACCCCAAAGAAGAUCCUUGGUUGCAUCUCAUUUUAGAUCUUCCUCAGCCAGAAAUAUAUAGUUACUUCAAGAUAAUGCAGUUUCAAAGGUGUAGCACUAAGCUAGAUUGCACAACUUAAGUUUGUUUUUACGGCGUAAACAAGUUGUGUGAGAGAUCAGUGUAAUAGUACUGGUGAUUGAUUGUUAAAAUUUUGGUUACAGUUGGGUUCUGAGACUUGGGUA